UCUUUCCAUUGAAGUACUCAAGGUUUCACUGAAUAAGCUGUUGUGUAAACAACUUUUAAUUGUUUGCUGCAUUAUGCUUAGGCUAUCUCUACUGCUUCCCGUGGUUUUAACUGCCUUGAAGCAGGCAGUUUCACAGGGAAAUGGAUCUCUCUUUAUCUCUGAAGAAGAGGUCUUCAAGAGAGUAGUGGAUCUCUUGGUCCCAGGAGAAGACACGUUGAGCGAGGUGGCUUUCACCUCAUUAAUACAUAUCUUAGGGAACCGUGUGCAGUGUUCUGAGGUGCCGUGUGAAGAGUGUUUCUCGGUAGACGAUUUUUUUGAACUCGUCAAGAAGAACAGGAAUGACACCAAAACACUGACGUCCGUUGACUUUUUCCGAAUCACUCCCGGACUGCUGCUUUUCCUGAGCAACCCACAUAAAGUGUGCAAGGUCAUACAGUCUGGAAGGUGGGACAAAGCAACACUGGCAUUCACAGAGAGCCUGAUGAUGAAAGGUAACAUUAACCAAAUCCCUGACUCCACCCAUCACCCAGUAGAAGAGGUAGUGGAGAAGGUACUGGAGGCAAUACAGAGGAACUAUCUGGCAGUGGCCAAUGAUCAGCCCUGUGUCAAUGUGACUCAAAUCUUAGGCGAGUCUGAUCUGGGUUCUAAUGGAAUGACCGAAGAUGACCUCAGUCACUUUUCCGCUAUUGUGCUUUACCAUGUGCUUCGAGGAGACUGUAUACUCCAAUACUUAUUGCCAGGCCCGGAAUACUUUCUCGACUUUAUCUUUCACAUGUACCAUAAUGACUUGGCAAACAUCACCAGAGCAGAUCUUGAAGACUUGAUGAAUAAAAUUGGUCUGUCUCAGAAUAAAGAUGAGGUUUCUGCGGCUCAUGACCACGAGCAUGAGCACCAUGAUGAGCAGGAUCACAAGAAUGUGCCAUCUAAAAGUCUGGGGAAGGAGGAUGCCAACAUGACCACCAAUAGCUGGGGCAUGAAAUGCUUUAGCUCCAGUGAAAUAAUGACGAUCUAUCACGUUCCAAUCAGUGCAACGAUUUCCCGCCAUGACUUUGUUCAGCUGAGUCCUGCGUUAAUCCAGCAACUUCUGAGCCAGGCCUGCACCAGAAACCACCAAGUUGCAACACAUAACAAAUUUCAGCUGACCGUUGCUGAAAGAUACAUUUACGGAUCGAUUGCAACAUUGGUUGUGAGUCUUUGUGCCGUGUUUGGGAUUGUGAUAGUGCUGUUUACCUCCUGCACUAAUGCAUAUCAGUAUGUCAUACAAACCUUCAUCAGUCUGGCAGUGGGGUCACUAACUGGUGAUGCUGUGUUACAUCUCAUACCCUCGUUACUUGACUUACAUUCUCACACUGAAGGCCACACAUCCCCUCACACCUGGAAGCUGCUGGCUGUUCUUGGAGGGAUCUAUGUUUUCUUCCUGUUGGAGAAGUUAUUCAACAUAUUAGUUAAAGAUGAUGAUGACGAACACGAUGACCAUCACUGUGACCAUGUGCUGGCCCUUCAGGCAUUUAAAGAAGGGCAAAAGAACAAACAGAAGAAAAAGCAAACAAUAUCCCAGGUGGAACUGACAGCCUCUGAAGCAUCCCUGGAAACUGAUUCCUGUCAACAUUCCAAUAAAGGGUUGAGGGUGCUUCCAUAUAUGAUAGUGAUUGGUGAUGGUAUCCAUAACUUUGCAGAUGGGCUGGCUCUAGGAGUAGCCUUCUCUGUCUCCUGGAAGGCAGGACUUGCCACAACGCUUGCGGUCUUAUGCCAUGAACUUCCUCAUGAAAUGGGUGAUUUCGCAGUUUUGUUGCACUCUGGUCUUUCGAUGAAGAAAGCUGUUCUCCUGAACUUUGCCAGUGCCUUGACUGCCUUUAUUGGACUCUACAUAUCAUUAGCAGUUGCAACAGAUGAGGCAGUACAGCAAUGGAUAUUUACUGUAGCGACAGGACUCUUCCUAUACGUUGCUCUUGGAGAUAUGCUCCCAGAGUUGAUGCGAGCAAAGAGCAAAAAUCCUUGGAUUCUAUUCCUUCUGCAAAACGUGGGAUUACUUGUCGGUUGGGUCAUCCUACUCUUAUUGUCACUUUACGAGAACCAAAUCCAAUUUGAAUAGAGCAAGGACGUGCUUUACUCCAAACAUGUAUCUGUUGGGACAGUUUGUGUAGUUCUCUUUUUAAUCUUCACUUCAGCACAGUGGCCUGUGGUUGCAAAACUGGUGGAUUGAAUGCACUUAUUGAGUAAUAUUUCAUCAGCUAACUCAAUUUAUAUAUUUUUUAGAAGUGGGGCAUAAAGAUAAAGGCAGAGAGGCUGCCACCCAUAGUGGGUAAAACAUCAGUGAUGUCCUCAAUGAGCAAAUAAUUAAAUGCCUAGAGAAACAGGGGAUACCAAGAGGAAGUCAGCAUGACUUUGUGGAAGGUCGUUUACAUCUGACAAACCUAUUACAGUUCUUCAAAGUAAUAGUAGAUGAAGAAAACUGAAUAGGCAUUCAGCAUUUCCAGUUUAGCAAAGCGUUUGCCAUUGUAAAUUUACUGAAAUGUAAAAAAAAGGGUAACUGUACAAGGGUGCUGCAUUUUUAUGUGACUGGGGAUCGGUGCUUGAGAUAUCACGUUUACAGCAUGCAACUCUAAAUGAUUUUCUAAAUGAUUUUUAUGAAAGAUUUUAGAGACAGAUAUAUGGCAAACAAAGACUCAGCUCUGAGUCAGGGAUUAUGGGACGCUAGAGGAGUGCUAAACUGUUGGAGGUGCCGUCUCUCCUCUCAAGCGGACGCAAGAAAUCCCACAUUAUUCCAAAAGGGAGCCAGCUGGCUGAUAUUUAACCCUCAACCAACAUCACUAAAAAAACAAUGAUCUGAUGCUGGUGAUGGGAUCUUGCUGUGUGUAAGUGUGGCUGCUGUGCUUCCUAAAACAAUGACUACACUUCAAAAAUACUUAAUUGACUGUGAAGUGCUUUGGGACAUCCUGAGGCCAUGAAAAGCUCCACAUAAAUACAAAUUUCUUACCUAUAAAACGGAGGUGGGUGCUCUUAAUGGGCAUAUGAUCUCUUAAAGCAGGUUGUGCUAUGUUUCAACAAUUGCUUGGAUUGGCCUUUUCUAAAUUUGCACUAUUUUCCCACUAGUAGUAAUUGGCAGGAAUAUAGGAAAAGAGGAAGCCAGUCAGCCCUUGGGGUGUGCUACCACUAGAAAUAAUGUGGCUUUACAAUUAGCAUGAGUGAUAAUAAAGAGAUGCUCAGUGUUCUGAAGUAUCAGAGGUAGAGUGGGUAUCACCGAACUCAGUGGACGGAACCUUCCAGUCCCGCCAGCAUUGGGAACCUUGGUGAGCAGGGUAACGUAAUGUGUCGGGAGACCAAAAAUCAGCUUCCUGAUAGUGGGAUGAACUUCAACAAUCAAGUUCUCAGGACUUUAAAGGUGGGUUAAAGGAGGGCUGAGCUUCCAGAUGUUGGAAAGCCUUUUUGGAUGCAUUAAUAUGACAUACAUAGAAUCACAGAACUGUUAUGGUGUAGAAGGAGGCCAUUCGGCCCAUUGUGUCUGCACCGGCUGUCUGAACAUUUUAAUUUAGUGCCAUGCUCAUUAAAAGACCACCUUGUCAGAAUUAAGUUCCCCCUCCAAAUUAAGUUCCCUGCCAUACUGAAAUUAGAAAGUUCACAUUCACAACUGCGCAUAAGUGGUGUGCGCCAGGUGAGGUAGAUUAACGGUGAGUUGCCGCUGCAUUGUCCUCUUUGGUAGCAUCUGUAAAUGCCAGACUAUGCUUGAGACCAGGAGAUGGCAGUGGAAGUUGCAUGGAGGAUGAUCAAGGAAGGGAGGAAGGGAUAGCGAGGAAGGGUGGAGCAGUGGCCGGGCAAAGGUGGAAGAGAUAGCGCAGGCUAUCUGGGCGCCAUUUAAAUAUGACACCCAGACCUCCAAACCCCAUGAGGUAACAUGAGGCUAGGAUGGUGACUCCCUGCCCAUCCCACCGUGAGAAUCGCCGAGCUCCUUGUGGAUGUCUACGUAAUGAGCUGGACAGUGCAAGAUCACACGUGGUCAAACUUCCACAGAGCAAAAUCACUCUCACUGCCUCGCCCGCCACUGAACUUAGACCCCAGAAUGGAAGAUUCCAGCCAGUCAAGGAGGUGGCUGGACAAACUGUACAGCGAGCAUGAUGAUAGUUCCUGACCAAUGUUCGGAGUUCCCUUUCAUGGCCAGCAAGAUGUGACAGCGAUAACGCCAACUGAAGUUGCUGUUAGGCCACCUGCACAUUAGCUAACCCAACUCUCAGAGCUAUUCACCAAUGAGCAGAGCUUAAAUUGUGUGUUUUCAGAUGGACAGCGCAGGACUCCAAAUAGCCAAAAAGGCAGUCCAAACAACCACUCCAAACAACUACUGUGCCUAAACUCCAGGCAAUAAUUAUUUAAGUUGACCACCUAUACAUUAAGUGAUAUUGACAGGUAAUGUUAUUUCCACUGGGACCGACAAGCUGUAAAUUUUCUGUCAUAUUGAGGGUGCAACACUUUAUAACCACAUAUGAGUAUUUAAUCUAUAUAUGUUGUGAACUUAUCUUUGUUAUUGAUUUGGUUAGUCACUACAGAGAGGCAGUGUUUACUUUUCUGAAGAGUGCCAUUUUAUCUCUCUA
This is a messenger RNA of Carcharodon carcharias (great white shark), 4583 nucleotides long. RefSeq names its product solute carrier family 39 member 4 (gene slc39a4). Gene Ontology annotation, cellular component: membrane. Gene Ontology annotation, molecular function: zinc ion transmembrane transporter activity. The record is from RefSeq and is a predicted model, not a curated record. The transcript is spliced from 12 exons. Gene Ontology annotation, biological process: zinc ion import across plasma membrane; intracellular zinc ion homeostasis. The coding region runs from base 74 to 2092 and encodes 672 amino acids. Lineage: Eukaryota; Metazoa; Chordata; Chondrichthyes; Lamniformes; Lamnidae.